This is a messenger RNA of Dipodomys ordii (Ord's kangaroo rat), 4059 nucleotides long. RefSeq names its product Fanconi anemia, complementation group I (gene Fanci). Lineage: Eukaryota; Metazoa; Chordata; Mammalia; Rodentia; Heteromyidae. The record is from RefSeq and is a predicted model, not a curated record. Gene Ontology annotation, biological process: DNA repair. The transcript has 38 exons. Bases 84 to 4034 code for a protein of 1316 amino acids. Gene Ontology annotation, molecular function: DNA polymerase binding.
CGCGUUUUGUAAGCCUGGCGGCGGCGGGGACAGCGGCACCGGCUUGUGGUGACUGGCGGUCGGGUUCCCUGAUAUGAGCAACCAUGGACCAGAAAAUUUUAUCUCUGGCAACCAGUAAAACAGCAGAUAAACUGCAGGAGUUUCUUAAAACCCUGAGAGAGGAUGAGUUGACUAAUCUCCUUCAGAAUCAAGCAGUGACAGGCAAAGCUGCUGGAGCCCUGGUGAGAGCCAUCUUCAAAGGCUCUCCCUGCUCUGAGGAGGAUGGCGCCCUUAGGAGACGGAAGAUUUAUACUUACUGUAUCCAGUUGGUCGAAUCAGGAGAUUUACCGAAACAAGUAGCAUCUGAGCUCAUAGGAUCCCUAAUGCUGGAGGCGCACCAUUUUCCAGGACCAUUACUGGUUGAAUUAGCCAAUGAGUAUGUUGGCAUGAUCAAAGACGGCAGUCUAGUGAAUGGAAAGUCCUUGGAGUUGUUGCCUAUCAUUUUGGUGGCAUUGUCUACCAAAAAGGAAAAUCUGACUCACGGGACAGGCGAAUUGAGUGGGGAAGAAUGUAAGAAGCAGUUGAUUAACACUCUCUGUUCUGGCAGAUGGGAUCAACAGUAUGUAAUCCAGCUCACCUCAAUGUUCAAGGACAUCCCUCUGACUGCGGAAGAGGUAGAGUUUGUGGUGGACAAAGUGUUGAAGAUGCUGUCCAUGUUGAAUCUUCAAGAAAUACCACCUUUGGUCUAUCAGCUUCUAGUUCUCUCCUCGAAGGGAAGCAGAAAGACUGUUCUAGAAGGAAUCGUGUCGUUCUUCCGCGAUCUGGAUAAGCAGCACAGUGAGGAUCAAAGUGGUGAUGAGCUGCUGGAUCUUGUUACCGUGCCGUCAGGUGAGCUUCGCCACGUGGAAGGCACCAUUAUCCUCCACAUUGUGUUUGCCAUCAAGUUGGACUCUGAGCUAGGCAGAGAACUUCUGAAACAAGCAAAGGCAGGACAGCAAGGAGAUCCCAGUAAAUACUUGUGUCCUUUCAGUGUGGCUCUUCUUCUCUCUGUAACAGGAAUACAGCGCUUUGAGGAACAGGUGUUUGAUCUUUUAAAGACUUUGAUCAUGAGAAACUUUAAGGAUCUACAGCUCCUCCAAAGUUCAAAAUUCCUUCAGAACCUUGCUCCUCAAAGAACUUGCAUUUCAACUAUGAUCUUGGAAGUGGUAAAGAAUAGUGUUCAUAGUUGGGAUCAUGUGACUCAGGGCCUGGUAAAACUUGGUUUUAUUUUAAUGGAUUCAUGUGGCCCAAAGAAGCUAGUUGAUGGAAAAGCUGUUGAGACCAGCUCCAGUCUUUCUAAAACACCAAGCCAGCAUGCCUGUGAGCUGGGUGCCAGUAUCCUGCUGGAGACGUUCAAGGUCCACGAGGUAAUCAGACAAGAAAUUCUGGAGCAAGUUUUCAACAGAGUCAUUACCAGAGCCUCCUCUCCCAUCAGUCAUUUCUUAGAUUUGCUCUCAGAUAUCAUCCUGUAUGCACCCUUAGUUCUUCAGAAUUGUUCUUCUAAAGUCACAGAGACAUUUGACUAUCUGUCCUUCCUGCCGCUGCAGACGGUCCAAGGACUACUUAAGGCAGUGCAGCCGCUUCUCAAAGUCAGCAUGGCAGUGAGAGACUCCCUCAUCCUCGUUCUUCGGAAAGCCAUGUUUGCCAGCCAGCUUGAUGCCCGGAAGUCUGCAGUGGCGGGGUUUUUGUUGCUGCUGAAGAACUUUAAGGUUUUGGGCAGCCUGGCCUCCUCGCAGUGCAGCCAGUCUAUCGGCGCCAGCCAGGUUCGUGUGGAUGUCCACAGCCGCUACAAUUCUGUUGCCAAUGAAACUUUUUGCCUUGAGAUCAUGGACAGUUUGCGGCGCUGCUUAGGACAACAGGCCGACGUCCGCCUCAUGCUCUAUGAGGGCUUCUGUGACGUGCUUCGAAGGAACUCUCAGUUGGCGAGCUCCAUCAUGCAGUCGCUUCUCUCACAGUUAAAACAGUACUACGAGCCAAAACCUGAUGUGCUGCCGCCUCUGAAAGUGGAAGCUUGUGUUCUGAUGCAAGGGAAUCAGAUCUCUCUGCAAGAACCACUGGACCACCUGUUGUGCUGCACUCAGCACUGUCUGUCCUGGUACAAGAGUACAGUGCUGCCCCUGCAACGAGACGUGGAUGAGGAGGAAGAGGGUGUCUACCACGAGCUAGAUGACAUGCUGGAGUCCAUUACCAGUAGGAUGGUUAAGAGUGAGCUAGAAGACUUUGAACUGGAUAAAUCAGCAGAUUUUUCUCAGAGCACUGAUACCGGCAUCAAGAAUCACAUGUGCGCGCACCUCGUGAUGGGCAUCUGCGAAGUUCUGAUAGAAUAUAAUUUCUACACAAGCAAUUUCAGUAAGAAUAAGUUUGAGGAGAUUCUGAGUUUAUUUAUGUGUUACAAGAAGCUCUCUGACAUCGUUAAUGAAAAAACCAGUAAAGGCAAAAGCAAAAUGGCUAACAAGACACAUGAGAGUUUUUUGUCUAUGAAAUUUGUGUCUGAUCUUCUCACUGCACUUUUCAGGGACAGCACCCAAAGCCAUGAGGAGAGCCUGUCGGUCCUCAGGUGCAGCACUGAGUUCAUGCGCUACGCAGUGAGUGUGGCUCUGUACAAGGCACAGCAGCUCAAGGAGACAGGGCACGUGGGUGGCCCCGACAGCCACAAUCCCAGCAAGAUCUUCCAAAGCCUCUGCGACAUCACACGGGUCCUGUUGUGGAGAUACACUUCCAUCCCCACGGCUGUGGAAGAGUCGGGGAAGAAGGAGCGGGGGAAGAGCAUCUCACUGAUGUGUCUGGAGGGCCUGGAGAAGAUCCUCUGCGCUGUGCGCCAGUUCUUCCAGCCCAGGGUGCAGCAGUUCCUCAGAGCUCUGGAUAACGAAGAGGACGGCGUGGACGUCCCCAUCACUCAGCGGGCUGCCUUCCAGAUCCGACAGUUCCAGCGGUCCCUGUUGAACCUACUCAGCAGCAGAGAGGAGGAUUUUAAUAGCAAAGAAGCCCAGCUGCUGGUCACCGUCCUCGCCAGUUUGUCCAAGCUGCUGGAACCUUCUUCUCCUCAGUUUUUGCAGAUGUUAAAUUGGACGUGUAAGAUUUGCAAGGAAAACAGCAGGGAGGACGCUCCAUUUUGCAAGAGCUUGAUGAACCUGCUCUUCAGCCUGCACGUGCUAUACAAGAGCCCCGUCACGCUGCUGCGGGACUUGUCUCAGGACAUCCAUGGGCAGCUGGGAGACAUAGACGAGGACUGUGAAGUGGAGAAAAGUGACCACUUUGCAAUAGUGAAUUUGAAGACGGCUGCUCCCACUGCGUGCUUGCUUGUCCUGAGUCAGGCUGAGAAGGUCCUAGAAGAAGUGGACUGGUUGAUCACCAACCUUAAAGGACUACCAAGCCAGGAAACCCUGUCAGAGGAAGCCUCUUCUCAGGCAGCCCCACCAAGUUACGCCGCUGAGAAAGGCAUCGUCAUGCAGCUGGGUACGCUGCUCACGUGUUUCCACGAGCUCGCACAGACGGCCCUGCCAUCGGGCAGCUGCGUGGACACCCUGCUGAAGGGUCUGUGCAAGAUGUAUACCACACUCACUGCCCUCGUCCGAUACUAUCUCCAGGUGUGCCGGAGCUCGGGAGGAAUUCCCAAGAUUAUGGAAAAGCUGGUGAAGCUGUCCGGCUCACACCUCACCCCGCUGUGCUAUACUUUGAUUUCCUACGUGCAGAAUAAGAGCAAUAGUGGGAAAUGCACAGAUGAGAAGAAAGAGAAAACGGCUGCCAUGGCCAGAGUUCUUCGGGAAACCAAGCCCAUCCCUAAUCUUGUCUUUGCCAUCGAGCAGUAUGAGAAGUUUCUCAUCCACCUUUCUAAGAAGACCAAGGUGAACCUCAUGCAGCACAUGAAGCUCAGCACCUCCCGCGACUUCAAGAUCAAAGGCGACGUCCUGGACACGAUUCUCCGAGAGGACGUGGAGGAUGGAAGUGAAGAGGUCGCUGCACCACAGCACAGGGGACAGGACGAAGAACCGGCCAAGAAGAAAAGGAAAAAGUGAAACGCCUGAGUUAGUGUGAACUUUG